Molecule: messenger RNA, 1131 nt
Organism: Daktulosphaira vitifoliae (grape phylloxera)
Lineage: Eukaryota; Metazoa; Arthropoda; Insecta; Hemiptera; Phylloxeridae
Exons: 4
Coding region: 117-947 (276 amino acids)
Source: RefSeq, a predicted model, not a curated record
AAUUAACUGUAAUACAUGAAUACAUUUUUAAAUAGCUUAAGACAUAAAUAUUUUCAAUUUAACUUUUGUACUAAAAUUUGUCUAUAUUUCAAAAAAUUGUCAAUCUUACAAUAAAAAUGAUUCAAAUGAUUUUAUUAAAAUUAUUUAUAAUAUUUUAUAUAUGCUAUGGAACAUAUGGUGAUCUUGAAAAGGACUUAGAUAAAGCAUGGGCUGAAUUUGAUAAACAAUUAAAAUGUGAUCACUUACAGUAUAUUGGUUACAAUGAAGGAAUGGAAGAUGAUAUGGACAUGCAUUCUAAAAUAAAAAGACAAUAUUUAUCUUCAAUGAAUAAUAUUAGAAAUUGGCAUGGUGUAGAACCUCUUAAACAAAAUAAUGACUUAGAUGCUUUUGCACAGUCAUGUGCAAAUAAUUUUACCAGGUUAGAACGGCUUGGUCCAUUCUAUUCAAUUUUCGGAAUAUUUAUUACAUCUCGUUUUUCUCUAAAUUUUAAAGACUUAGGAAAAAAUAUACCUUAUGAAAUAUAUAGAGCUGUUGAUAAUGAUGAUAAACCUUUUGAUUUUGAAGCAAAUGAGGAUGAAAUGAUUAAAAUUGAGAAAUAUUCUUGGAAGUGUCAACUUUCAACUACUAUAAUUUGGAAAAGUUCCAUUAACAUAGGAAUUGGUGUGGCAAAAAAAAAUGAAACUAUAAUUGAUGGUGAAAAAGUAAAUGGAUCAUUUUAUGUUAUUGUAGCAAUAAUACAUCCGAAGCCACACGUAUUGGGAAAAUAUAAAGAAAAUAUAACACCUAGAAAUCUUGAUAUCAUGAAACAUGAUGGUUAUUUCGAAUUUCUUCAGGAAGCAAAAAAACGCGACGAAAAUAUGAUUAAAUACGAUUUCCAGUCAUAUGUCAAAAGACUUACGGGAUCUUCUUCUAAAAGAAAUGUCAGCCUUGAAAAAAAAGAAAACUAAACUUUCAAUAAAUUCUUACUUGGUUUUUGAUUAUGCUGUUAAAAUUAAUGUUUAAUUAUAACUAAAUUAAUAUUUGUGAAAAAUGUCCAUAACAUUAUUAAUAUUUGUACGAAUUAAAUUUAGAAUACUUAUAUUUAUAAUAUAAAAUACAUAUAUUUAUGAUUCUUUAAAAAACAUCAAAAUA